ACCCGCAGGUGGUGCACAGCUCCAUUCACUUUUUACACAAAUUACAACGCGUUCUUGUACGGCCUCAGAUUCCUCUCUCCCUUUUGACUCUGGAAUGAUGGAGCGAAAUACGUCUGGCGCGUGUGACGCAAACGCCUCAUCCGCCGGCGAGUUUAUGCUCUUCGGUGUUAGGGUGGUGGUGGAUUCGAUGAGGAAGAGCGUCAGCUUGAACAACUUGUCGCAGUAUGAGCAGCCACCGGACUUGAAUAACAACGAUAACAGCAACAUCAGCAGGAACAACAAUAAAGAGGAUGCACCGGCCGGUUAUGCAUCCGCAGACGACGCCGUUCACCAUUCCAAUGGUAGUCGCGAGCGGAAGCGAGGAGUUCCAUGGACAGAGGAAGAACACAAGCUGUUCCUGCUUGGAUUACAGAAGGUAGGGAAAGGAGAUUGGAGAGGAAUCUCCAGAAACUUUGUCAAAACUCGCACCCCUACGCAGGUGGCCAGCCAUGCUCAGAAAUACUUUCUCAGGCGAAGUAAUCUCACUCGCCGUCGACGAAGAUCUAGCCUCUUCGAUAUCACUACUGAUACGGUUACUGCAAGUUUGAUGGAAGAGGAACAGGCUCAUCACCAGGAGAAAAACAUCAUCAACAGCAACAUCACUGGCGCCACCACAUCUCAAUCGCAUCCUUUCGCUCCAUCACUAGAAACUGGGAGUUCAAGUGGUUUUACUCCAUUGAAAGCUUUCUCCGUGGGUGUGGCUGCCAAUCCUGUAAUAUUACCUGUCCCAACCCAUGAUCCAAUGGAAACACUUGCAUUAGGACAUAGCAAUCAGGACAGUCUGGAGACGAGAAACCCCAUUCGUCCGAUCCCUAUUAUUCCAGCUCCCCAUGCAUCCACAACAUCUGAUCUUAGCUUGAAUUGGAAUUCUGCCAGCGAUUCUUCAUCUUUGUCGCUCAAGUUGUCUUUGCCCUCAAAUCAUAAAGACUCUUCAACAAGGUACACAGCUUUGCAGAUGACGUCAAGCCGUAAUGGAGGAGAUAGCAUUGUCAGUGUAGCUUGAGAAGUAUGGGGAUGAAGAAAGUGUACUGUUAGAUAAGAAUGGGUCAGGUCAGAGAAGGUUAAGCUAAAUUAGGUGACCAGAGGCUGAAUUUGAUCUUUUUUUAUUUUGUUGUACAGACCAGAUAAGAAAUCGCCAUGUCUUUGAUUCCUUCUUGUUUCAUGCUUGUAUCAUCUUAAAAUUAUUGUUUAAUUAUGUUUGUUUUUUGAGUUAAACUGAAACUAACAGUUACUCUGGUUCAUAAAUAUAUUUAUGGUUAGGCAUAAAGUUUAGA
Molecule: messenger RNA, 1313 nt
Organism: Tripterygium wilfordii
Lineage: Eukaryota; Viridiplantae; Streptophyta; Magnoliopsida; Celastrales; Celastraceae
Product: transcription factor MYB1R1-like
Exons: 3
Coding region: 95-1042 (315 amino acids)
Biological process (GO): response to ethylene; response to gibberellin; response to auxin
Molecular function (GO): DNA binding
Source: RefSeq, a predicted model, not a curated record